Molecule: messenger RNA, 2776 nt
Organism: Argiope bruennichi
Lineage: Eukaryota; Metazoa; Arthropoda; Arachnida; Araneae; Araneidae
Product: glycerophosphocholine cholinephosphodiesterase ENPP6-like
Exons: 7
Coding region: 2-1495 (497 amino acids)
Source: RefSeq, a predicted model, not a curated record
AAUGGCAUCUCUAGGGAUGCUACUCUUGCUCCUUUGGUCGGUGGGUGUAUCGGUGGCUUUUCCUUCUUUUCCCGCGGAUUCGGAGAAAGUAAUCUUAGUGCUCGUGGAUGGUGUUCGAUGGGAUUAUUUGAAUGACAGUUCUUAUACUGGAUUUCAAAGAAUAGCCAACAAUGGUGUGAAAGCGGAAUAUGUUACGCCGGUUUUUCCAUCGAAUUCUUACCCAAAUUGGUAUACCAUAGUCACAGGUUUAUAUCCCGAGAGCCAUGGCAUUGUCCAAAAUUACAUGUAUGAUGCUCAAAUAGACGAUUUGUUUCUUAUGGCCCUACAUUCCAAUGCUUCGCAUUCUCAUUGGUGGAAUGAUGCCGAACCAGUGUGGGUGACGGCGGAAAAAAGGGAUUUGAAAUCUGCCGUCUACUGGUGGGACGGUUGUCAGGUUAUGAUUCAGGGAAAGAAACCUACCAAAUGUGAAGAAUAUGCGAACUAUUGGGUGUGGGGGAAGGUCAAUAAAGACACUCUUAACGCCAUGUCGGAGAUCUUAGAUAAAUUCCAGAGGGAUAACUUUCGAUUGGGACUCGUCUACUAUGAAGCUGUUGAUGCAAAUGGACAUUUUCGAGGCCCAGAUUCUGCCGAUCGAGUUCAAUCUUUAAAGGACAUAGAUUCAAUCCUGGACAGUGUGCAGAAUGAAAUAUCAAGAAGAGGAAUGGAUAAUCAAGUGAAUCUAAUUGUUGUUUCUGAUCAUGGUAUGUCGGCUGUUGAUCCAGAGGGACCAAAAAUUAUUGACAUCGAGAAAGCAAUCAACUUAAAAGAUGUGAAAUUAAUGCUCGAUCGAGGAGCCGUUUCGAUGAUUUUGCCCGAGCAUGGGAAAGAAGAAAAGCUCUAUGAAGACCUGAAAAAGGCGUCCAUUCAAGGCUUAACCAUUUACAGAAAGAGAGAUAUUCCAGAGCAUUAUCAUUUGAAAAAGCAUAAAUUAGUGCAGCCAAUACUUCUAAUAGCGGAUGAAGGAUACGUCAUCAAAGCUAUUUCGGAUCCAAAAAGAAUGAAACCAUUUGCUGAAAGGAUUUUUAAAGGCUAUCAUGGCUACGAUCCAUAUCAAGUGAAAGAUAUGAGAACCAUCUUCUAUGCACGAGGACCAUCAUUUAAAAAGGGUCUGGUAGCACCUCCUAUGGAAAUGGUUGAUCAUUAUAAUGCAAUAUGCAAAGCUAUGGGAAUGGAACCAAUGCCAAACAAUGGCUCGUGGCCAAGAGUUCGUGAAAUGCUGACAGGAAAUGCGUUGAGGUCUGAACUGCACAUCGGUCCUGACAAGAAACCUAAAGUAGUGAAAUUUAGUAAAGCAAAAAAUUCUUUAGGAAGCAAAAAGAAAAGUGUUUUUAAAGGAAAAAGAAAAAAUUCAGCUGCUUUUCAAGCUGAUCUUCAAUUGCUAUACGUUAUCUUAUCUUCAAUCAUUGCCAUCUGUUUCAGUAAGAAAUUAGUCUGUAGGAACUCUUUUUUCACUUAGCAUGUAAUUAUUAAUCAUAAUAAAUUAUGAUAAAGGGAUUUCAUCGUUUUAAACAAAGGGCUUAGAAGAUGAAACGAUAUUAAAAAUGUGUUUCUGCAGAUUCUCGGAAAAGAGACAUAUUUGGUCAAUUGCAGAAGAUGAACUGAGCAAUUAUAAUGUAAGGAAAAGUGGGGUAUUUAUAAAUAACCAAAUUAAACCCUUUACAGGCUUUUAAAAAUAACAAAACACUAAUAGAAAUAUUCAAGUGCCUUUUUUACAAAAAAAAAUGUCUGCAAAAAAGAAUUGUCUUAAUAGCCUAGUUAUGUGUACUGUGACAAUCAAUUUUUUGUACUUCAAUCCAAACAUCGAAAGAAUCUAGAAGUAUUCCACGUACAGCAAAAAUUUAGGAACAAAUAAUCAUCAACGUCUCAGGCAUUUUGUUGAUUUUGGUGUUGAUCCAGAUUUUUUACACAGAAAACGUCAUUUUAUUAUGCAACUGAGAAAUUCAUUUUAUCUAGGAAUAAGGAUUAGAUCAACGCUGCAAUUAAAGUGUCAUAAAUUAAGGGAACAUUCAAGAAGCAGUAAUGCAUAUGGGUUCGUCUUUUCUUUAUGUAAAAAUUUAUGAAUGAACUGUGCUUCUGUGUUCCUCUCAUUCAUAAGGAAAAGUGCAUAAAAAUAACAGUAGGAUUAUUCAAAUCCGCCUCAGCCAAUUCAAAAAUUAAAUACGAAUGAAAUUAUGAUAUGACAGUGGAUAUUCUUGAACUACUAUAUUUGAUUUAAAAGAAACAGGCGUUAUAAUUUAUGAUCUAAAGAAAGAAUUCCUCACUUUUGAAAGUUUCUAAUUGAUUUCUAAUAAUCAUAAUUGUAAAGUAAAAUAUAGCUUUAAAUAUAAGUUGAAAAUUUAUUUUUCUGUUAUUAUGAAUUGAUUUCAAUAAUUUUUAAUUUAUAAAAGAUUACAAACAUUUAUUAACACAUUUAGAUGUUCCAUUAAAAUAUUUUUCCAUUUUUGAAAAAUGUUUGACAUAGUGAUUUCAAAUAUCCUAACACCAGUUAAUGAAAUUCGUAGCUUGCAAACAAGCGCUAGAAAUGAUUGCCCUGGUGUUAUUUAUCGUCAAAAAAUCGUAUUAAAUGUCAAUUGCUUUUAAAGUGAAUACUUUCCUAUGCUAAUAUUUAUAAAAAUUAAUAUUUAAUACAAGAAAUGUAGAAAACUUGAAUAAAACUUUUGUACAUCAGAACAACUUUCACUACAAUAUAUGCAAGUUGUCAUUUAUGUUUAUAUAUUCAUAUCAUAUAUUUCAUAUG